This is a messenger RNA of Cajanus cajan (pigeon pea), 2126 nucleotides long. Its product is annotated as ankyrin repeat-containing protein ITN1. Gene Ontology annotation, cellular component: plasma membrane. Gene Ontology annotation, molecular function: protein binding. The record is from RefSeq and is a predicted model, not a curated record. NCBI's taxonomy places the organism in Eukaryota, Viridiplantae, Streptophyta, Magnoliopsida, Fabales, Fabaceae.
AUGGACACAGACAAGGGUGCAGAGAAUAAUGCUAACAAUCCCAUGGCCAUGGAAACCGAACCCAACACCCCAAGAAAAGACACCUUGCUGCUCUCGUGCUCCGGCAACCCUCUUCUGGUCUCCAACCCCGGCAAAUGCCUUUCCAACGCCGGCAAGAAGUACGUGAGGCAGGUCAUCGGCCGCCACAACGACACCGAGCUCCACCUCGCGGCACGGCGGGGCGACGCCGUGGCCGUGAGGGAGAUUCUUAACCUGAUCAAUGACCAGAUGGUGGGGACGCUGAGCGGCGCUGAUUUCGAUGCCGAGGUUGCGGCGAUAAGGUCGGCCAUCGUGAAUGAUGUGAAUCAGUUGGGAGAGACUGCGUUGUUCAUUGCCGCUGAUAGAGGCCACCUUGAUGUUGUCAACGAUAUUCUAAACUAUGCUUCUUCCGAAGGGGUUUCGUUGAAGAAUGAUCUAGGGUUUGAUCCCUUGCAUGUUGCUGCUAGCCGUGGUCACCUAUCUAUUGUUCAGUUGCUGCUAGACCGUGAUCCGGGGCUGAUCAAGACAUGUUCCCUAUCAAAAACAACCCCUCUAAUAUCUGCAGCUACAAGAGGACAUACGAGUGUUGUUAAACUUUUGUUGUCACGCGACCCUAGUCAACUGGAACUAUCUAGAUCCAACGGAAAGAAUGCACUUCAUUUGGCUGCUCGCCAAGGACAUGUCGAUGUUGUAACAUUAUUGCUCGCCAGGGAUCCACAACUUGCUAGAAGAACUGAUAAGAAAAGGCAAACUGCACUGCAUAUGGCAGUGAAGGGAGUGAGUUGUGAAACGGUGAAGUUGAUUCUUAACACUGAUGCAGCAAUUGUCAUGCUGCCAGACAAGUUUGGCAACACUGCAUUACACAUAGCCACAAGGAAAAAGAGGGUAGAGAUAGUGAAAGUGCUAUUACUUCUUUUAGACACCAACGUGAACGCCUUAACAAGGGACCACAAAACAGCUCUUGAUAUUGCCCAAUCCCUUCCAGCAUCUGAAGAAAUCCUAUACAUAAAAGAUUUCCUAGUUCGUUACGGUGCAGUUAAUGCCAACAAUCUCAACCAGCCGAAGGAUGAACUCAUCAGGAACACCGUGACACAAAUCAGAAAGGACGUUCGCACGCAGCUUGAACAAACUCGGAAAACAAACAGGAAUGUAAACGGAAUCGCCAAAGAGCUGCGCAAGUUGCAAAGAGCAGGUAUCAACAAUGCCACCAACACAGUAACGGUGGUUGCGGUUCUCUUUGCCACGCUUGCAUUUGCUGCCAUCUUCAGUGUUCCCGGUGGUGAUUCUGAUAGCGGGGUGGCAGUGAUGGUAGGCACGAUGGCCUUUGAUAUCUUCUUCAUUUCAAAUUCCGCUGCGCUUUUUACUUCACUGGCUGUUGUGGUGGUUCAAAUCACACUUGUGAGAGGGAGAACGAAGUCUGAGAUGAGGGUUAUGAAGGUGAUCAACAAGAUGAUGUGGUUGGCGUCAAUAUGCACCACUGUUGCAUUCGCUUCAGCGUCUUAUAUAGUGAUUGGUAGGCAUCACAAGUGGGCUGCAAUACUUGUCACUGUUGUUGGGGCAGUUACAAUGGUUAGUGUUCUUGGUACUAUGACGUACUAUGUGCUUAAGAAUAAACAUAGAGGGUGGAAGAAAAAUAAGAACACGUUCUUGGGCGGAACAAACUCCGGGUCAGAAACUGAUGUAGAAGUAAAGCCAAUUUAUGCCAUUUGAUGAUGCGUCCAGCUUUAAAGUGAAGUUUGAUGUUUUUAUGCUUGCUUUUGGAGAUUCAAAAGGCAUUGAGGAACAAUUAAAGUCAAACACUUGGAUCCCAAAGUAAGUGUCUGUGUAUUUGUAUGAAUGGCGUUUCAAGGGGGAGUAAUCAACAAAGCAUCCAAAUUCGUUGGAAUGAGGCUUUAGGAUGGGAGGCUAAUUCGUUAAUUUAUGCUGACAUUCCUACAUUGCAGGGGUGCUGAAUUAGAAAGGGAAACUAUAGUGUACAGUUGGUAUGCUCACCCUUUGUAAUUGGAGGGCUAUACACGAUGAAGUUGUGUCAGAAAUUGAAAUUAAGUCAUUAGUCAUCACCGACUUUUUUUAGUAGGUACAUGUUUCACAAAAUUUCUUAAAUGAUU